Messenger RNA from Bombyx mandarina (wild silkworm), 1581 nucleotides. RefSeq lists its product as uncharacterized. The record is from RefSeq and is a predicted model, not a curated record. Lineage: Eukaryota; Metazoa; Arthropoda; Insecta; Lepidoptera; Bombycidae.
AUGGAUACAAUAAAAAUACGAGUAAUUAUGGAAUACGAGUUCCGUCGCGGUACCAGUGCACAAACGGCUCGCAACAUUAAUGACGUUUACGGAAUGAAUACUACAAAUGAACGCACCACACGUUUCUGGUUUCAACGCUUUGGACAUGGAAAUGUUGAUCUAAAAAAUGAACCCCGUGGACGCCUGAAAACUAAAGUUGACAACGACGAAUUAAAGGCAAUAGUGGAAGCUGACCAAACUCAAUCUACCGCUGAUUUAGCAGCAGCUUUCCAGGUUAGCGUCCCAACGAUAUUGGUCCACUUGCGUCAAAUUGGCAAGACACAGAAAUGAAGAACUGCAAUGUCACUUGUAAUGAAAAAUUUAUUCUUUUUGAUGAUUGCAAGCUAUCAUGGCGAAGAUUAUACCCUGGUUCAACACGUAAGUAAUACCCCAAAUGAAAACAUGCCCAUGAAAAAUCACUGUUUGGUGGUAAUAUAAUUGAUCAGUUUCUUACCAAAUGGCACCUGUGGAUGUGUACUGUGAGUAACUGGUGAACAUUGCUAAGCUAACAUUGCAUAAACUCAAGAAGCUCUGGCCCUCCUUGGUUACUUGCUUGUUCUAGUUACUCCUACAUGAUAAUGCUCAACCUCUUACAGCAGAAUGGGACAGUCUUUUAGCUACAAGAGUACAGGAAGUUUUAUAUCACCACAGUACUUACUAGACUUUGCACUGAUAGAUUUCAAAUUUUUACAAAAUCUGGAGAACCCCUUGGCAGGGAAAAAAGACAAUACAUGAGAGGCAACAAAAUACCUUCGAAGAGUUUGUUGGCUUCCAUACAUCUGACUUCUUCAAGAAGGGUAAUUAAGAAUGACCACUGUAGAGGUAUAUGAACACUACAGGUGCAUAUUUUUUGUUAGUAAUAAAAUAUUUUUACAAAAAAAUUACAACUUCCUGUAUACUAAAUGACAAUUUUGUAUAUCAAGACCUAAUACUAUUGACAAUGGUAGUAAGAAGAUUGGUGGCCAUAGGCUGUCAAUUCAAUUUAAUUAUAACAGGUUAAUAUAGAAUUCAUUCUAUUCAAGGAAGGAUUAGUGGUGGCCCAGAGGCUUUUCCAGUUUCACCAGGACGGGGCAAGCAAAGCCUCAGUCAGGAGGCAAGAGAUUAGGUAACAGCUGCCCAAGCGCCUCCAAAAACUCCUAAACUCAAGGGCAGCUGCAUUGCAAAUGAAUCUGCUACCGAAUUGGAAUUGCGACCCACUCAGAAAAUCCAGUAAGAAACUCAGUGAGUUGUGCCUGUGAGACCGCAAAAGCCUAGACCCAGAAUGGCUAUCAAAACUCUUGUUACGUACCGAGCAUUCAAAGAUUGGCCAAAGUAAAAAAAAUACUAAAAAUAAACAUUAAUGUCAUAAAAGACGUUCUAUUUUUAAAAAUACUUCAUACAAUACUAGAUAGAUCCAAAAAAUCGACGCACUGUAUUAUGAUAUAAGUAUGAUCAGAAAUAUCAAUAAGAAGCAUCUAGAUCGAACAUCUCCGUUAAAAAGUCUCUUGGGAAAUUUAACUUAAUAAAAGUUAAUUUUGUUAAUUGCAUGGUAUAAAUAUUUUA